AUGCGCAAUCUUGCACUCGUCGAAAGACAUGUUUCAACUAUUUCUCAACAUGAAACAAGCUCAGACGCUCAAAACCAGCUUGCUUCCGGAAUCUCGACAUUCGCGUGUGACGUCGACCGCGAAGUGAUCUAUGUCGCGAGCGAGAGGGUCAACAACGAUGGGGACGGGGAAGUUACCAUAUGGAAGAUCGAGCAGGGAAAGAGCGCAGCUGAAAACUCGGCAGAGAAACUUGGGAAAUUUGAAGCCACAGCUUCUGAGCAUCGCCUGCUGGUGUCUCUCCAGUAUCUGGCCGAGUCGAGUCAGCUUGUCCUCAUCACCCGGGGAGGAGACAUUGCCGUCUUUAAUGUCGAUGACGAAGGAUGCUUCUCGGGGGGUGUAGACGUUCAGGGCUCGAUCGAGGCGGGCAUCCUCGCUGCUGAAUGGAGUCCUAACGAUUCAUUGCUUGCUCUUGUCACCGGAGAUGACAAAUUGCUACUCAUGACAUCAACGUUCGACGUCCUAUCGGAAGAGCCGUUGGACACUUCAGAUUUUGGCGAAGAUGCCCCGAUAAACGUGGGCUGGGGGUCAAAGGAGACGCAGUUCCACGGAUCCGUCGGCCGAGCGCACCUCAACCAGCCUGAAUCCAAGGACAUGGGGCCCGACAGCAGGCAGCUAGGCGACGAUACCUGGCCUCGGAUCAGCUGGCGCGGAGACGGAGCCUACUUCGCUGUCUCGGCCCUCUCCCGGUCAAUGUCUGAAGAUGGCUCUGGUCGCAAACGCGUGAUUCGCGUAUACUCGCACGAAGCGCGUCUCCAGUCUACUGCCGAGCCAAUAUCAUGUCUGGAGGCUAACCUUUCGUGGCGACCCGACGGCUCUGUGAUUGCGGCUACGCAGAACGAUAUAACCCGAUCGCAGAGGAAUGCAAAGGUUGCCAAGCACGAUCUCAUUUUCUUUGAACGAAAUGGUCUUCGCCACGGAGAAUUUAGCCUUCGCCGGGAGCUUGGACCUGACAGAGAGUACAAAGUGAAGGGAUUGGCCUGGUCCUCUGAUUCAACCGUAUUGGCUGUAUGGAUUGAGGAGAAGGGGGGCGAUAUCGUCCAGCUGUGGACCACUGGAAACUGGCAUUGGUAUCUGAAGCAGGAGAUUCGUGCCCCCUCUAAUGUUGAGGGCUCUCCUGGGCGAUUCACGGGUUUUACCUGGCAUCCCGAAGCUGCCAUGUCACUUGUCCUGACGACUUUCACGGUGAUCAUUCAACAUUCAUAUAACUGGGAGACUUUCACCAGCGCAAACGAAGCAGGCAAUGUCUGCGUUGUCGACGGAGUAAAUCUGCUUCUGACGCCCUUCCGCACGCAGAACGUGCCUCCGCCCAUGUCUUCACAUCAGCUCUCGAUUUCGUCCGCAUCUCCAUCCGAGACUUCGGGACAUACGUACACGCCAGUGCACGUCGCCGUGUCCCAUGCUUGCGACCUCCUUGGCGCUGUCUGGGAAGAUGGCCAUUUCGCCGUAUGGAAUCUUAAAACAAGGAUCGGCCCUGGCAAAGGCCCUGUGAUGCAGCCGUCUUUACUCUACAGUGGUGUGGUAGACGGAGCUGGGGAGCGAUGGUCUGCUCGCCAAAUCCUCAUCGCCUCUGAACCUUCGCAGACGGCGGUUGCUGUUCUAGGGUCGCCGCCCGCAGGGAAGGACGAGCUCGUCGUAUGCAGCGUUCAAGCGUCCGACGAACCAUUCAAGCUGCAGCUUUCAGAUUUCCAUCGUACUGAUCUUCCCGAAGCCAACGGGAGGCUAGUGCCAUGGCACGACGGAAGCACACUGGUAUGGCAGGACCCAACUGGGGCAUGUUACGAAGUUGAUCCUCAGACCAAAAGCUUCACCGCAUUGUGCUCGUUCCCGCAAUAUUGUCACUGGGCCUCGUACAGUACCGUUUCCGGCCGUGUACUCCUCGUCGGUCUCACGACGUCGGGACGGCUCUUCGUAGUAUCGCCCCAGGCAGAUUCUUUCCCGAUUGCGACGAACGCAAACUCGUUCACGAUCGCUUCUGGAUACGUUAUUUACACCACAACCGCUCACGAAGCAUACUUUGCACCCCUAGACGGACUCAUGUAUGCGCUCACCUCGUCAGAGUCUACGCUUCGCAAUGAGUCGAACAUAUCCGAGGCUGAGAAGUGGGAGAAGCGGAGAGUGGAGAGAGGGUCUCGUAUUGUCACGGCGGUCCCGAGUGCAAUGAGCUUGGUGUUACAGAUGCCGAGGGGCAACUUGGAGACGAUCAACCCGCGACCGAUGGUCAUGGCUGUCGUCCGAGAAGACCUUGACGCUGGACGAUGGAGAAAGGCGUUCCUUGCCUGCAGAAAGCACCGCGUUGACCUCACGGCCUUCGUAGAGCACGACGAGGCCGCAUUUUUGGAAGGCGUACCCGCCUUUGUGAAAGGUGUUGAAGAUGUGGACUUUAUUAACUUAUUCUUAACUAGCGUCGGACGAAGCAAUCUGUCCAGCCAGACUAUCAACACUGUAUGUGACGCAGUACGCGUCGAGCUCGAAAAUCAGGGUUUGGCGAAAUACAUAAACUCCAUCCUUACCGCAUACGUCAUGAAGUCACCUCCAGAGCACGAAGAGGGCUUGUCUGUCUUGCUUCGCUUGAGAGAGAUUGAUCCUUCCCAAGUAGAGGAUGCCGUCAAGUAUAUUAUCUUCCUCGUAGAUGCCGAUCGACUUUUCGACACUGCGCUUGGGAUGUAUGACUUCACUCUUGUGCUCAUGAUCGCGCAGCACGCACAAAAAGACCCGAGGGAGUUUCUGCCUUUCUUGCGAGAGUUGCAAACCUUGCCGCACUUCUAUCAACGGUUCAAAGUUGAUGAUCACCUCCGGAGGUACGAGAAGGCAUUGGAGAAUCUUAGUGCCGCAGGUCCGGAUCAUCGAGCGGAGGCACUGGCAUACGUCGAGAGGUAUCAGCUGUACGACAAGGCGCUGAAGAUAUGGGAGAAAACGGACAUGUACAAGGACGUUCUGAACUUGUACGGCGAAUGGCUAUUUGAUCGCAGAGAGUUCCAUCAAGCAGCGUCUGUGUUUACGGAGGCCGGGGACAUGCGUAGAGCAAUGGUUGCUCACGAACGAGCUCUUGAGUGGCAAGAGCUCUUCGACAUCGCUAUGCGGGAAGAUCUCUCAACGGAGGAGCUCCAGGAGGUCGCCUAUCGCAUUUCUGAUGAGCUCAUCGCAAAGAAGCGGUACGCCGACGCUGCUCGGGUACUUCUAGAUUACGCAGACGACGUAAGACAAACUAUCGGCACCUUGGUGCAAGGGAACCACUUCUCUGAGGCACGACGAGUGAUCACGAUGCGAAAAUGUCCCAAAUUGCUUGAGGACGUUGUACACCCGAGUGCACUGGAUAGCCGAUCGCAGUUGGGAGAAGACAUCACGGAGAUGAGAGACCAGCUCCGCAAACAAGUUUCCCGGCUGAAGGAGCUACGCGUGAAGAAGGCUGAGGAGCCCGAUGCAUUUUAUGGUACCGAGGAUACGAACCUACACAACGUUGAUGUUAUGACGGAUGUCUCGAUGGCACCUACCGCGUUCACUAGGUACACUGUGGCACCGUCUGCCGCCUCCAAGUCAUCCAAGAAAAGCUCCAAGACCAAGCGCAAGAUGGAGCGUAAAGUCGGCUCGGGGAGGAAGGGCACCGUCGACGAAGAAGAGUACCUCCUUCGUUCGGUCACCAAACUCGUCAGCCGUUUCACUGCUGUUCAAGGCGAAGUGAGCAGACUGCUCCCGCACCUCUUCCAGUUCUCCGCGGAGCACCGUGUCGAAGGCCUCGCGCUCCAGGCGGACGCCGCUGCCUUCCAAGACGAGCUCACACGGGCCAUCGACGAGAUAUGGAAGAGGCCAGAAGGCGACGCAGAGACCGAGGACAGCUGGGCGGCGCGCAUGCAGCAGAAGGAAAAGGAGAGGCAGGUUGACCCGCUGCAGCGCGUGAGCAGGCCAGAGAUACCCGGUGCGGACUGGGGACUGAAGUUACUCAAGUAAUCGCCGUACCAAAACG
Coniophora puteana RWD-64-598 SS2 is the source of this 4000-nucleotide messenger RNA. Its product is annotated as pol II transcription elongation factor. The transcript is spliced from 20 exons. Gene Ontology annotation, cellular component: elongator holoenzyme complex; cytosol. NCBI's taxonomy places the organism in Eukaryota, Fungi, Basidiomycota, Agaricomycetes, Boletales, Coniophoraceae. The coding region runs from base 1 to 3984 and encodes 1327 amino acids. Gene Ontology annotation, biological process: tRNA wobble base 5-methoxycarbonylmethyl-2-thiouridinylation. The record is from RefSeq and is a predicted model, not a curated record. Gene Ontology annotation, molecular function: tRNA binding; protein binding.